AUGGCCACUCCUGUCAAGACGACCACCAUAGGCGGCCCUCCUGUGACUGACAGCCCCGGAACUUGGCGUCACCCGCGACUGGAUGAAAUCACCAGGCGACGCAAUGCGACCACCUUUUCUGAGAAGAAUGUGCGCCAAAUAGCCUACAAUGUUAUCGCGCUGCUAGGCUUUUGGUCCGCGCAGCUUCUCGCUAGGCUAAACAUUGGUUCUAAAGCCGUUCCCACCUCCUUCAGGAUAUACCUGAGCUGGGCGUGGUUUAUUCUCCAGCUCAUCCCAUUCAUCAAUAUUGGCAUCGCGUGCCUCCCCUUGAUCCGGCCGAAAGACGAUCUUUCCGACAUCCCCCUCACAGCCGCUCAGCGCUCUCUGCUGGGCCUCGAGCCUUCCUCGGCCGCGCCGACUCCCGAUGCUCAGUUUAGUACGCCGCCUCGAUACUCGCGCACGCCCUCCAUAGCUGGCUCUGUUGGAAGUCGGGGAAGCUACGCUAGCUCACCUCUCUCUGGUCGGGGUAGCCCUGCUCUUCAGGGGUCGACCGGCUCACCACUGGGAAGCCCUCUUUUCCAGAAGAGUGUGAACUUUGGAAAUGGGAGGAGGUCUUCUAUCGGGUCUGCGAGUCAAUUUGGCGCCAGCUCCACGGCCAUUCCGUUCUCUGAUCCUACCUCUCCUAGCCCGUCAGGAGGCAAGCGAACGAGUGUUGGACUGAACAGCAAGUGGCUGUAUGAGAAGGGUCGACGAUCGUCGGGUAAUGCCUGGAACCUUUAA
Molecule: messenger RNA, 759 nt
Organism: Fusarium keratoplasticum
Lineage: Eukaryota; Fungi; Ascomycota; Sordariomycetes; Hypocreales; Nectriaceae
Exons: 2
Coding region: 1-759 (252 amino acids)
Biological process (GO): spindle pole body duplication; protein import into nucleus
Cellular component (GO): nuclear outer membrane; nuclear pore transmembrane ring
Source: RefSeq, a predicted model, not a curated record